This is a messenger RNA of Iphiclides podalirius (scarce swallowtail), 324 nucleotides long. NCBI's taxonomy places the organism in Eukaryota, Metazoa, Arthropoda, Insecta, Lepidoptera, Papilionidae. The record is from the annotation of a GenBank genome assembly.
AUGAGGACCGUACAACACUACCAGGAAGAGAUAGGACAUAAGGAUUUCAAGAAGUUUUCCUGUAUAGAACACGGAAUCUUAAAUGGUCUGCAAGAUCUGUCACCAGCGGAACAAGUCAUAGAACUCCGUUUGCCGUUCUCCGUGAGCCGUCGUCGCGAGGCGGCUGUGACCGAUGACCUGGGGCGCCUCAUUACUACUCAUUACUACGAUUGCACUAUUCCAGGGUGUGACACAACGCGCCGAGCGACGCUCUAUCGUCAUCCGGUGAUGGCGUUAGCCACGAGUCCUGUGCUAUGCCCGGACAGUCUUCCUAUGGUCGUGAGA